AUGGCUGGAGAGCAGAAUUCCCUCAGCAGCGACCCGCCACCUUCUUCUACCGCGGAAGGCGCCGUUGCAGGACCAUCUGGCGAGGGCUACGACCCCAAAUGCGUGUUCUGUCGGAUCGCUCGACAAGAGGAGCCUGGCACCCAACUGCUGCCCUGCGAGUCUGAAGACCUGGUUUGCUUCCCAGAUAUCAGACCUGGGGCACCACACCAUUAUCUUGUGGUGCCAAAGAAGCACAUUGGGAACUGCAAAACUCUAAAGAAAGAAGAUGUAUCCUUAGUGGAGAAAAUGAUCACUGCUGGAAAAACCGUUCUUCAGAAGAAAAACGUCACUAACCUGAGCGAUGUGAGAAUGGGUUUCCACUGGCCUCCAUUCUGCUCUAUAGGCCACUUGCACCUUCAUGUCCUGGCACCAGCCAGUCAACUGGGCUUCUUAUCCAGACUGAUUUAUAGACGCAAUUCAUACUGGUUCAUCACAGCUGAUCAGAUGAUUGAACGACUACAGGCUUGAAGUGCUACCAGCUGAAGAGUGGUCUUGAUCUUGGCUCACAGUAAACUAAAAACUUGGGUGCUUAGAAAUCUCUUAUAGUUUGAAGUGUUUAGUGACAGGCCAUCUGAUGCAGUCUAGAAUGUUCUUACUGAAAAGAUGAAAACCAAGGUUUGAAUCUUAGUUAAUGUGUCAUGUGAUUAUAAUUCACAUAAGUAAUUUCUUAAUAACCUUGGGAGUGCUUUAAUGGAGAAUGUCAGCUCUGUAAGAUAUUACAGGUAAAAUCACAUUAAAACUUAUAAAGAAGGGUUCUAUAUGUUAUAUAGAUAUGUAUGCAUGUGUAUACACACAAAGUUAUUUUCAUAUCAAGGUCUCACCACCCAAAGUUCUGCUCAAGUCCUUUUUAAAAUUUACUUUUAUUAUUUAUUAAGUAUUUAUAAAAAUUCUUUUCUUUAACAAUAGUACUUGGUUAUGUGCUGCUGUAUAACAGGAAAGGACAGAAGACUUAAACCAGGUUAUUUAUUCCCAAAUCUUCUUCUAAUUCAGCAGUAAUUAUUUCUCAUUUCCUCUCACCCUUUCUCACUUAAAAUGUUAUCCUAAUACAUUGAGAAAACAUCACCGAAGGAUUCCAGUAACUUGGAAGAGGAGGAGUGGCUUGUGUAUGUGACACCACUUACCUUUUUGCUGGAUCAGAAGAAUACUUCCCAUUGUUUAAAGUUCAGCUUUUCUCCAGGCAGUUCACCCUGAGCUUCCUAAAGGCUGUGAGCAUGAUUUCUAGAAAUGUACUCAAUUUUAAAAAAAUUAGCUAUCAGAGUUCAUUAUAAUGGAUAAGAUUUUGCCUGUUAGUGAAGAAAUCUUUAUAAUAUGUAAACUGAUGAUAUAAGCGUAUUAAAAUUGGCAGCAACUUUUUAAAUGACAUAUUCAUUUCUUCUCCCUGAAGGAAACUGAAUCAAAAAUAAUAAAAGAUCUGUUCUUCCUUUACAGCUUCUUCCUACCAUCCUAUCAAUACCCAAAAAAUUUGCUUAGGUUUUAUAGAAAUAGGGGGUCUGUUUGAUAUCUAAAAAGCGAAUGAGAGGCAAUGUGUUGUAAUAGAUGGAGGCCUGGCCUUAGAAGGAGUGAGACCUGCCUCUUAACACAUACUAACUGUGGGAUCCUGGGAAAGUCGCUUAAAUUCUCCCUAGUGCAUCUCUUUAGGAUGAGAACUUGGUGAUGUGUUUCUAAUUGCAUUUGUAGAGAGAUUUCCACCCCAGGAGUUGCUGACCAGGUUUAGCUUUUAGGCACCCCUGUUAAAGACUAAUGGCCAUGCCUGCUUAAUUUAUCAUUAAGGUUUUCAUUUUUUGAGUUCUGUUUUCCAUUAUUAUUAGUUCAAAUGCGAAAUGAGCUUUAAGAUUUAAUUUGAGUUACUGGAUUCAGGAAACUUAGGAGUAGAUUCAUGGAUUGUAUACACCAUAGACUUGGAGAGUUGAAGAAACCUUAGAUAUUAAAGAUGUCAUCUGGCCCACCACCCUCAUUAUUUGGAAAAUGAGGCCCAGAAUGGUUUAACGACUUGCCCACAGUCAUGUAUGUAGCAAGAUACGUAGUGGCAAAAGAAGAACAAGAACCUCGGGCUUCCGAGUUCUCCAUCCAUUGCUGAGUUGGGGGUCCUGGUGCUAAAAAUGGCAAACGUGGUUGAAUAUGAAGUAUGUUUUAGCUUGGCUUUCUAGAGAGAGCUCACAGUGUGUGUGUGUGUGUAUACACAUCCAUUCAUCCAUAUACACCUGCCUUGCCGAUGAAAACACCAUCAGUAUCUCUGUCUUCAUAAGUCACUUGACAGGAAGGGAGCUUUUGUUCUUGUUUCUUACCUUAUUAGCACUUUGUCAUGUAACUAACCAUUGAAGUUAAAAUAAUUAAAUGAAUUCCAAUGGCCUUAGCUAAAUAUGCAUAUUCAACAGACAGUAUACAAGGUGCUGUGAACGAACUUUAUAUUUCUGUUUCCAAGCAGUGUAAUCUCUUCUGGACAGUCCAUGGAUGCAUGUAUAAAUAGAUACAAUAAACUCUCAAAUAACAAGUUUUUUCUUCCUCUCCCAAUUGGAAACCCCAAGGACGAUGAGGAAGCAUAUUUUUAUUAGGGCCCAUCAUGUUUGCUGCCAGAAAUGAAUGUUUUUCCGUUUACUAAACUUUUCACUUGGCCUUUAUAGUAGAAUAGAUUGAAGGGGCUCACUAGCCCCCUUUCAAGAUUUAGUCAGCAAAAACAAUAAUUUGUAAGCUUUUACAAAAAUGUUACAGUAGUUUGGAAGAUAUUACUUAUGAAUAUUGUGAUACUUUGUAACUACUGACUUGUGAGACAUGCUAGAGUGUUAGUAGUGAGCCACAUAAAGUAAUGUGAAAGUGGAAAAGUAAAAAUUAAAAGUACUUUGUGUCAA
Gracilinanus agilis (Agile Gracile Mouse Opossum) is the source of this 2885-nucleotide messenger RNA. It is a transcript of the gene HINT3, whose product is annotated as histidine triad nucleotide binding protein 3. Gene Ontology annotation, molecular function: catalytic activity. Lineage: Eukaryota; Metazoa; Chordata; Mammalia; Didelphimorphia; Didelphidae. Bases 1 to 507 code for a protein of 168 amino acids. The record is from RefSeq and is a predicted model, not a curated record. The transcript has 5 exons.